Messenger RNA from Oncorhynchus masou masou (cherry salmon), 2557 nucleotides. RefSeq lists its product as uncharacterized. Lineage: Eukaryota; Metazoa; Chordata; Actinopteri; Salmoniformes; Salmonidae. The transcript is spliced from 7 exons. The coding region runs from base 302 to 2239 and encodes 645 amino acids. The record is from RefSeq and is a predicted model, not a curated record. Gene Ontology annotation, biological process: regulation of transcription by RNA polymerase II. Gene Ontology annotation, cellular component: nucleus. Gene Ontology annotation, molecular function: DNA-binding transcription factor activity, RNA polymerase II-specific.
GUGGUCUCACACUCCAAUACAGUAGGUGGCGGUGUAUGCACCUUUCAGUUGGUUGCGAUCCGAAAAUACAAAUGUAAAUAAGUAGUAAACGGAAGUGAAUAGUGAUCGAGAACAAUUUUCACGUUAGCGUUUUUGUUUUGUUAUUUAGACAUUUAUUAACACUCUGGAACUCAGUGCGAUUCAUUUUAAUUGAAAAACAUAAUAUACUUAACUCGGGUAGUCUUUAAUUCGCGUUGAAGACAGGACUUGGUUGAUAGAUGUUAUCUAGGUAACGCUAGCUAGCUGCUAACGUUAGUUAACAAUGGCUAACGGUAUGGUUUUUCACACUCAAAUAGCCUCGAUUAUGGAGGUGCUAGCGAAUGCAGCAGUGGCAGAGAUCUGUAAACUCGUAGACGACGACUAUGCAGUGUUUCGUUUGGAAAUAACUCAAAGCCAGAAAGAAAACAGGGGAUUGCGGAGGAAACUACAGCUACUGGAACUGAAGGUGGCACGGGAGCGCGCAGAGAGGACAAUACGAGAGCGCGUCCUCGCCAGUCGUCCCAGUAGUGUCAAGAUCCUCGACCGAUACAGAGGAAUGGCUAGAGGUGAAGGACAUCUCACCGGAGGCACCAGGAGCUUUGUAAAGCCGGCGGGACACAAUACAUGGAGAGAUGACCAACCCAUAGCUGUAGAUGAGGGGAGUGGAACCUCAACCCAGCAUGUUAUCAUGAUAGAGUCUGCAGAUGCAGAGGCUGCAGGUCCUGAAGGAUUGUCUCUGGUCAAGAAGGAGAGGACUGAAGGAGAGGACCCACUGCACAGCGGAGACAUCCAGACUGGAGCAGUGGCUACAGUGGCACCUCCUGUAGCCACGGAGGACCUCACGACUGCCACCUCGCCCCAGCCCAGGACCGGACACAGCAUCACGGAGGAGGAGGAGGGUCCAGAGGUGCUGCUGGUGAAGGAGGAGGGUCUGAGGAACCCUGAGGGGAACAUGGUCAUGGAGGACAACCAGACUACACCUCCUCCUGAACCCACAGAGGAACCAGCUGAGCAGCACAGGACCACACACAGUCUCACUGAGUCAGUAGACAUGGAGGAUGGGAAGCCUGAUCUGCUGCUGGUCAAAGAGGAGACAAUAGAAGACGAACCAGAGAGCAUUGAUCUGCUGAGUGGGCUAAAGAUGGGGGAGCAAGAUGGUUGGCCAGAGGCUAACAGAGGGGACUGGGCAGUCAUCUUGAAUUCCCAGACCCAGACAGGUGCAGCCAAGGGCCCGGGGGAUGACAUCACUGAGCAGGGCAGAACCAGAGGUGAUACAGUGGAGUCUGCAGUCCAUGAAGACCUGAGGAUAUCUGGUGUUGCUGGCAGGAGAGACUGGGCCUCUGAGGUGGCUGGUCACAAACCUUGGCUCCUGAUCAGGACCCUGAAUCAGGAGCCAUCGCUCUUCCUUCCCGAGUCGGAACGGGGACCGAAUCGCGAGGGACUGAGACUCCACCAAUACACAGAACACAAUCAGUGGACAGGUGGACUGAACAACAGUCCUGGUGGUCAUCAGAGAGACAGAGGCUCCAGUCAGGGAUCCAGUCUGCAGCCCAGGCCCUUCUCUUCACAGUCUCAGUGCAGGGAUGAAGCAGGGCCUGGGGCUGACAUAGAUAAACCCUCCUGUUCCUAUGAUACAAACACCACAGUAUCCAUGAUGAACAGAGCAGGUCACCCUGAGCUUCAUCCUUUACAGAGAGUGGUGGGAGACCCCCCUGGUGAUAGUCUAGCAGCAAGUCUGUCUUCUCCUUCAGGGUCUCGUCUAAUGCCUGUUGACUGGGUUCAUAGAAGUCCUGGACCUGGGUCUAGCCUUCCUCAGCUACCUCAUGGUUACCCCACCAAUACAGACAGGGUCAGGAUGGGCUUUCACCACAAGAGGUACCUAGCCUAUAACACAGCACACAAUCCAAACAACACCCAAACAAUGGCUAGAGGUCAAGGAGGGAGCUCAAACACUAACCACCUGAGGGUGGUGGCUUCUGCUUCUACCUCCUCUGGUGUCAUUGGAUCACAACGUGGGAGGCCUAGCGUUAGCACGGACGAAGAAAAGCCAUACACCUGCCCCACAUGUGGGAAACGCUUUGCUAAGGCGACCUAUGUGAAGAAGCACCAGACCAUUCACAUCAAGGAGAAGCCCUUCAAGUGCAAAUUAUGUCACAAGAGCUUCUCAUUCCUGAGUUACCUUAUCAGACAUAGGAGUGUCCACAACAGGGAGAAAUCAUAGCUUUGUGUCCUGAGAUGUACACAGGGGAUAUCUGGAAACAAUUAUUUAGCUGAAAUAUUAUAUUUCACAGGGGAUAUCUGGAAACAAUUAUUUAGCUGAAAUAUUAUAUUUCACAUGUGAAAUGUCCUGGAGUUUUAGGGGGAUUACCAAGUCUCUCAGUUGAGCAUCUGGGUAAACUCACAUUCUCACAUGAUACAGACAUAUUGUUUGGUGUGCUGGCAUAGCCAAAACACUGCCAUGUUACUGAAGUGUAACACUAUAUUCCCCAUCUGAAUUUGGUUUUGCUUAUGUUCUAUUCAUAAUAAAUAUGUCCCUCAU